CAUAUUACAAAUCCUUAUAAAUAAGAACAAGCAUAACCUGCACAAGUAUUGUAGAAAACGUGCGAUGUAUUUUAAACAUUUCAGAUGAAAUAUUUUCUUAUCAGUAAUGACCGUAUUUCAUGACGAAAUUGAGAUUGAAGACUUCGAAUACGACGAAGAGGAAGAGAUCUAUUACUAUCCUUGUCCUUGCGGAGAUAGAUUUCAAAUCACCAAGGAGGAAUUAUUAUCCGGAGAAGAAGUAGCCACCUGCCCUAGUUGCUCCUUAAUCAUCAAAGUAAUUUAUGAUUUGGAUGACUUCCAAGCACAAUCGGAAGAAGUAAAAUCAAAAACAUCAGAAAAAAAGACUGAAAUAACACAAUGA
Messenger RNA from Dalotia coriaria, 361 nucleotides. RefSeq names its product Diphthamide biosynthesis 3 (gene Dph3). NCBI's taxonomy places the organism in Eukaryota, Metazoa, Arthropoda, Insecta, Coleoptera, Staphylinidae. The record is from RefSeq and is a predicted model, not a curated record. The coding region runs from base 107 to 361 and encodes 84 amino acids. The transcript is spliced from 2 exons.